Xenopus laevis (African clawed frog) is the source of this 2109-nucleotide messenger RNA. RefSeq names its product RAD18, E3 ubiquitin protein ligase L homeolog (gene rad18.L). Bases 450 to 1928 code for a protein of 492 amino acids. The transcript has 13 exons. NCBI's taxonomy places the organism in Eukaryota, Metazoa, Chordata, Amphibia, Anura, Pipidae. The record is from RefSeq and is a predicted model, not a curated record.
AAGCCAAUAACAACAGGGGUGACUUGUGAAGACUAAUUACUGCUAGGAAUCGCCAUCUCUGAUCUGGGUUAACAGCAGCAUCGUCACAGGCCUAAACCCCGCCCCUUUUGCGGCAAUAACCGCGUUCACGCUUGACAUUUUGUCCAGUCAGGUGUCAGACCCUCAAACAUUCUUCUAUCGUUGUCCGAUUUUACACGUAGAACACAUCUAAAGUACAUGACCGCAUUAAAUUACCCAGUGCUAUGUCACAUAUUGCGUUUAUUUGGAUAUGGGGACCUUCAAAAGUGCUUUAAACCCAGUUUGGCAAUGUUCUGGCAUAUUGCUUUGUGUUGUAGUCACGAAGAUUGAACUACCUUUCCCGACAUGCUUUGCGCAGGCUCACGUGACGCUCACAAUAGCGCGCGAAAUUUGGGGGUAGCUAGGGUUCGGGCCGCUGUAUUCCAGGUUCCAUGGCAACGACACCGGAGCCGGUAUCUAAGGCAAAGGGCAAGCAGCCCGUAGAGGAUUUAGAUGACUUGCUGCGCUGUGCAAUCUGCUUUGAUUACUUCAACAUAGCCGUGAUAAUCCCGCAGUGUUCUCAUAACUACUGCUCUUUGUGUAUCCGGAAAUUUCUGUCAUACAAGACACAGUGCCCAACUUGCUGUGUAGCAGUUGCAGAGCCUGAUCUCCGAAAUAACAGGAUAUUGGAUGAUCUGGUGAAAACUUUUAUCUCAGCAAGGGAGCAUCUUUCCAAGAUUGUGUUAGAUUCACCUCCUAUGUCGCCACAAAGUAAUCCCUCCACAAGCAAGCUUACUAUAGCAAAAAUGCAGGGAUGCGGUGGCAAACAAGUAAAACAAGAGAAUAUAUUAAUGGAUAGAUUUCUGGUAAAAGGCAACAGUUCAACAACCCGAACAAAUGCAAACACUUUACAAGAUGAAACCUUUUUAAGCCAGGAUUCCUCAUAUACCUCCGCUAAUAUAUCCAAUAUUGAAUUAGCCGGACAAGCAGAUUCUUUAUUGAUGGAUGGACUUGGUACAGUUUCACCCUCGACAUCCUCUCCAGCUGCACCCUCUUCUGCAUCAAAAGUUAAAGUUGAUUGCCCAGUUUGUGGAGUUAGUAUUCCAGAACAGUAUAUAAACAAGCAUCUAGACAGCUGCUUAAACCGGGAAGAAAAAAAAGACAGUCUGCGCAGUUCUGUUGGCAGGAGAAAAUCCAUGGCCAAAAUUGUGUACAACCUUCUGUCUGAGAGAGAUUUGAGGAAGAAGCUAAAAGAGAUUGGCCUUUCCACACGAGGCUCCAAGCAACAAAUGAUCAGAAGGCACCAGGAAUUUGUUCAUAUGUAUAAUGCUCAGUGUGAUUCCUUAGAUCCAAAAUCAGCUUUAGAAAUUGUUCGUGAAAUUGAAAGUAAUGAGAAAACAAGAUCACUUCUGGAAGCAAAUCAAGAAGAAAUUGGUAUGACCUUUAAAAAGGAACAAACUGAAGAGCAAAUAGAUGAGAUACACCAGCAAUACAGAGCAAAGCACAAAAAUGAAUUCCAGCAGCUUGUUGAUCAGGUGAAGGGCCGAUGGAAGAGGUUGAACAAAAAAGUGAAAUCAGAGCCUGAAGAUGGGCAGAGCAGUGCUGAAAAUGACCAACAACAAGAGCAUGUAGCACUUAAUAGUGCACAUAGCCAAGAGCAUAAUCGCCUACAGGAACAGGACAAUCCCCUUGUGCAGACAGACAACCUGAUAGUAUACAACAAUUCAGAAUUUACUGAAUUUCCAGGGUCUCCUCAAUCUGCAGUGAGUUCAAGUUCAGAUAUUCUGAGAGACAUUGAUGAAGCCGUGACAAGUGAAGAUUCCAGUUCAAGUCUAGAUGCUUCAGGCCCCCAGAAGAGAAAGCGGAAACUCUCCAGGCCUAAAACUUCAUCGGGCGAAAUAAAACCCAGAAGCAAACGCCAUCGGAAGUGAACGCUCUCCAAGGUGCUCCACAGGCCAAAAUUUACCAAAAGGAAUUCUGCUCAAUGACAGGAGGGAGGGAAAACCAUGUACAGCUGCUACCCAUCUCCCAGGACACAUUGCUGCUACACAGACUGACGAAAGGAAUAUGGGGUUAAUAUAUAUAUAUACACACACACACAUACAACAAACA